Molecule: messenger RNA, 776 nt
Organism: Scutellospora calospora
Lineage: Eukaryota; Fungi; Glomeromycota; Glomeromycetes; Diversisporales; Gigasporaceae
Source: the annotation of a GenBank genome assembly
CUUCUACAACUCAUAAGCAACCCCAACCUUCCUCUAAUCCUCCAUCUAGUAAUCACCAAUAUCAAGUCUCUUCUAUAAUAGAAUUAAUAGAACCAAUUCACCCUAAUGUAGUUGCACAAAAAAAUGUUGUAGAAACAAUUAAACAAGAACAGCUUAAAAAACUCAAAAGACAUACAUCUAAUCAGCAAAAAUCUCAAGAAAAAAAAUUAAGAGUACUUAACGAAGAAAGUAUUGUUGUAAGAUAUGACUCUCCUGGAGAAGCUGAUGUACAAAGAAGACGUAAAAUUAUUAAGGUUAGAACUGUACAGUAUCUUCGAGAUACCUUAGAAGACAACUACAAUAUAUAUAUAUCCCGUACUAGUAUGAAAAACUACAUUUUAUCUCAUUCAAACUGUAGCUUAACUUCUAGAACCUACUAUCAUCCUACUUUCGUUGAAAUUGCCAGCAUUUCAAGAGAUAAAAAGAAGAAUUAUGUAGAUGAGUAUUACUGUCUUGUAUCUGUGAGAAAUGCAAAACAGUGUGCUCUGACUUUUGCUGACUUUGCUGUAGUACUCUCGCAAGAUGAUAAAGCAAAAGUUCUAGUCGGCAUUCCAGCAGUAGAAAAACACUUUCAGACUAUGCAAUCCAUCAAUAAACUAGUAUCUGUUUCAGACCAUGAUUUUCCUAUUAGUAUAUCACAAAAACUAAUACCAUCUGUCUAUUUAAUGAUAAAUCCUAAAGAAUCAAAUGAAUCAUUACAAUAUAGACAGUUGGCAAUCUUUAUUAGAGCUCAAUAG